This is a messenger RNA of Arachis stenosperma, 1368 nucleotides long. RefSeq lists its product as uncharacterized. Gene Ontology annotation, biological process: DNA integration. Gene Ontology annotation, molecular function: nucleic acid binding. The record is from RefSeq and is a predicted model, not a curated record. Bases 1 to 1368 code for a protein of 455 amino acids. The transcript has 3 exons. Lineage: Eukaryota; Viridiplantae; Streptophyta; Magnoliopsida; Fabales; Fabaceae.
AUGCAAACACAGCUUAACUCUACUUUGAAUGGUCUGACUGCCACUUUACAAGCUCUCAUCUCCCGGAUGGAUUCAUCACCUAAUUCCACACAUCAACCUUCAAGCUCCAGUGGAAUUCCUUCUCAACCACUGCCUAAUCCCAAAGGUGGCAUCAACGCUAUCACUUUGAGGUCCGAAACCACAUUACAGGAGAGGAACCAUGAGGAGCCAAGCCCACCAGAACACGUGCCAGCAGAGGAUGUGGUGGAAGUGGAAGAUGCUGAAGAGGAAGAGGACGUAGAAGACAUAGUUGAAGAAGAAGAAGUUCAACCACAGAAUGAAGCACCAAGGGAUGCAGAAGCUACAAAUAGCGCCCUUCCUGUCCCAUUUCCACAACUUACAAGGAAGCCCAGAAAGCAGAUGAAACUUGAUCCCAAAAUGGUAGAAAUAUUCAAAAAGGUCGAGGUAACUCUUCCCCUUUUUGAUGUUAUUCAACAGUGCUACAUUAUUGAAGAAACUGUAGCUGAAGUUCACCAGGAAGAAUUAGAGGAGAAGUACAUGGAGCAAGGUCCAAGUGUGGGGACACUUUCUGAAAACAAUGAGAACACUUUACCAUUAUCACCAGCCCCGGAUGAUCCAGAGCCUAGCUAUGACCAGAAAUUAGAAUUAAAGCCCCUUCCUCCACACCUCAAGAGACUAACAGGAUUACUGAAGAAGCAUGAGAUAAUUCACAAAGUAGCAACAGCUUACCAUCCCCAUACCAAUGGGCAAGUAGAAGUCUCUAACAGAGAAAUUAAGCAUAUUCUGGAGAAGAUAGUAAAACCUCAAAGGAAGGACUGGAGUGCCAGGCUACAAAAUGCACUCUGGGCAUAUAGAACAACGUACAAGACACCUAUUGGGAUGAGUCCCUUCCGCUUGGUAUAUGGAAAGGCUUGCCACCUCCCAAUAGAGGUGGAACACAAGGCUUUCUGGGCCGUAAGGGAGUGCAACAUGAAUUUUAAGAAAGCUGGUGCUGAAAGAAAGCUGCAACUAGCAGAACUAGAGAACCUUCGCCUAGAAGCAUAUGACAACUCUAGGCGUUACAAGGAGAAAAUGAAGGCUGUCCAUGACAAGCAUAUAAAAAGGAGAGAAUUCAGACCAGGGGAGUUAGUUCUUCUAUAUAACUCCAGACUGAGGCUUAUGCCAGGUAAACUGCGAUCAAGAUGGGAAGGCCCCUACAGAGUAGAAAAGGCAGAGCCAUACGGAGUUUUCCACCUGCGUCAUCCUACUAGCUCCAAAUUUCUAAAGGUCAAUGGACAUCGCCUAAAGCUUUACCAUGGAGAAAAUAUUAAGGAUCAUAAGGAACUGGAGGUCUUCCUCUUGGAAGACCCACCAAUAGAAGCAGAAUGA